AUGUAUACAAAUGAUGAAUAUUGGAUGCGAACUUAUGAAGAUGCAUCGGUUCACCUUCGUCCAUCUCCUCCUCACUAUGAUCUUAAUAAUCUUUGGAUUAGUGAUUCAACUUUAAAACACUAUUCACCUACACCAUUUAAUAUUUCAUCGGCUUAUUCAUCUAGUUCAUCACCAGCAGCAGACCCUUCAUUUCUUACUGACAGUAUGACGACUACUCCGGCUAUUUUAGAUAAUCAAUAUAAUCCAUAUUUUAAUAAUACUGGAAAUUUACUUGUACCAUACAAGUAUACAUGGGAUGAUAAGGAAGAUGAUUAUCACAUGUAUACAUUGAAGUCGUGUUAUUGUGAAUCACAACAAAAUGAUCAACUUUCAAAUAAUGAAACCGAUUUUUCCAAUCAUUAUCAAACAAGAGAAGUUAAUGGACUUCAGUUUCAUAAAAUAUGUAGUUGUACAGCAAAUUAUCCGUCAAUUUGUGAAAUACAUUCUUUAGAUAUCAAUGGAGACAAAUCAAGAAAGAUUACAACAGAUUAUUCAAUUCAGUCAACAAAAAUUUGUGAUUAUCCAGAAUCUGUGGUAACGGAAAGAAGUUACCAAAACUCGAAUGGAUUAACUGAAGGUGCAACGAAUUCAAGUUGGUUUGAUUUACCUUCAUUUCUUUCAUUCAAUUCUAAAUCAAGUAACAUAUAUCAUGAAUCAUUUUCUAAAUGGUCAUCAGAUAAUUUCACAACAACAGACAGUGAAAUAUUUUCAAAAGCUUGUACAGAAAAUUAUACAACUGAUUCUGAAAUUCAAACAUUUUCAAAUUCAUUUGAACCAUUAUCAUCAGUAAAUGGUCAUAGUGAAGUUAAAAUCUAUGGGAAAAAGUUGUCGAAACCCUAUCCGACAGAUUUUUCUAAUGGUAACUUAGUAGAUAAAUCAUGGACUGAAAAGUCAUCAAUACCAUUCACGAAUAUUAAUAAUAAUGAAAAUAGCAGUAGUGGAGCAUUAAUGGCAGCUGCUUCAGCAGCUUUAGCUAAUCUUCAUCGACGAGGUUCUUUACAACUGUGGCAAUUUUUAAUUGCUUUGUUAGAUGAUAAAGACAGUCAACAUUUAAUAUGUUGGACAGGACGGACACUAGAAUUUAAACUGAAUGAUCCAGAAGAGAUAAAACUGAAAAAAAACAACAAAAUACACGAUUUUAAAUCAACUACAUUAAACACUGAUCUAAAGUCUUGUUAUUGUGAAGCACAACAAAAUGAACAACUUUCAAAUAAUGAAACCGAUUUUUCCAAUCAUUAUCAAACAAGAGAAGUUAAUGGACUUCAGUUUCAUAAAAUAUGUAGUUGUACAGCAAAUUAUCCGUCAAUUUGUGAAAUACAUUCUUUAGAUAUCAAUGGAGACAAAUCAAGAAAGAUUACCACAGAUUAUUCAAUUCAGUCAACAAAAAUUUGUGAUUAUCCAGAAGCUGUGGUAACGGAAAGAAGUUACCAAAACUCGAAUGCAUUAACUGAAGGUGCAACGAAUUCAAGUUGGUUUGAUUUACCUUCAUUUCUUUCAUUCAAUUCUAAAUCAAGUAACAUAUAUCAUGAAUCAUUUUCUAAAUGGUCAUCGGAUAAUUUCACAACAACAGACAAUGAAAUAUUUUCAAAAGCUUGUACAGAAAAUUAUACAACUGAUUCUGAAAUUCAAACAUUUUCAAAUUCAUUUGAACCAUUAUCAUCAGUAAAUGGUCAUAGUGAAGUUAAAAUCUAUGGGAAAAAGUUAUCGAAACCCUAUCCGACAAAUUUUUCUAAUGGUAACUUAGUAGAUAAAUCAUGGACUGAAAAGUCAUCAAUACCAUUCACGAAUAUUAAUAAUAAUGAAAAUAGCAGUAGUGGAGCAUUAAUGGCAGCUGCUUCAGCAGCUUUAGCUAAUCUUCAUCGACGAGGUUCUUUACAACUGUGGCAAUUUUUAAUUGCUUUGUUAGAUGAUAAAGACAGUCAACAUUUAAUAUGUUGGACAGGACGGACACUAGAAUUUAAACUGAAUGAUCCUGAAGAGGUUGCUCGUUUAUGGGGUAUCCAGAAAAAUCGUCCAGCUAUGAAUUAUGAUAAGCUGAGUAGAUCGUUAAGGUACUAUUAUGAGAAAGGUAUAAUGCAGAAAGUGUCUGGUGAAAGAUAUGUUUAUCGAUUUGUUUAUGAACCUGAACUGUUAUUUUCUCUAGCAUUUCCUGGUGAAGAACACUCAAAUCAACAACUCAUUAGCUCUAAAAUGACAGCUAAAACCAUUAAAGAGAAUAAGUUAUGUAAUUAUGUAAAACAACUCCCAGAUAGCUCGUUGAAUACGCCCGAUAAACUUAACAGACCUAACACUCACUAUUCUUUUGCAUCAAAUCAUUUUAAUCAUCAACCGACAGAUAAUAAAAUCGAUUGUAUGCCUACUGAUGAAGAGAGAUUUGGAGUUAAACGUAGAUACAAAGAUAUAUUGGAAGAGGAAAGAAUAACUGAAUAUGAUGAAAAGAUUCAUGAGAUUCAUAGUGUUGCAGUAGCUACCAACGACAGUGAUAAUCAUCAGUUUCAAUUACCUGAUAAGUAUGAAAAUAAUAGUAGUAUACUCGUGCAUGACAAAGAAAUGUAUUCUGAACAGAGCAUAAAUAAUAACAAUAUUAUAACAUCAAAUCAAUUCUACAAUGAUAGUAACAACAAUUUCUUAACAAUAAAUCCAAAUGACAGUCAAAAUAAUCUCACAGAUAAAUUAAAUGACAACAGUAACUGGCUUAGAACAGACGAUCCAUUGCAAAAAACUGAAUCAUCAACAUCUCAUAUUGACUGGUUCGAUAAUCUUACAAUCCAAAAAGAACAGCAACAACAACAACCCUUACCACAUUGUACAAUUUCUGAAAAUCAUCACCUAAUGAAUUAUUCAACAAGUUUUUCAAACUAUCAUCAAUAUGAUAAUGAACAUUCAUUAUUAUUAUCGCCUAAUAUAUACAAUAAAAUUGAUAUUUGGUCAGAUAGACAAGAUUAUUAUUUAUCAGAAAUGUCAAAUUUCUCAUAUGAUAAAGAACAAGAGAAAUUAUCAUCAUCGUCAUCACCAUCCUCAUCAUCAUCGUCAUCGUCACCAGCACUACCAUCACAACCGUCAUUACCUUCCUCUUCUUCUUCAUCAUCAACAUCAUCAACAUCGUUUAUUUUAUCGUUAAAUGAUCGUCAUAGUCUUUUGUCAACUCCACCACCGAUAACGGUUAAUUUACAAAAUAUUUAUGAAAUUAAUUAUGAAUUAUUAACAAGUAAAGAUCAAUUCACAUAUCAUCCAUUUUUUAAAAAUUGA
This is a messenger RNA of Schistosoma turkestanicum, 3288 nucleotides long. Lineage: Eukaryota; Metazoa; Platyhelminthes; Trematoda; Strigeidida; Schistosomatidae. The record is from the annotation of a GenBank genome assembly.